Macaca mulatta (Rhesus monkey) is the source of this 4381-nucleotide messenger RNA. Lineage: Eukaryota; Metazoa; Chordata; Mammalia; Primates; Cercopithecidae. The record is from RefSeq and is a predicted model, not a curated record.
AGAGGUGUUCCUGCCAUUCCCUGGAACCCAGAAUCCAGAGUCAAUUAGUUAAAGACUCUGACAUCUGCUGGGCACGAGGGAAGAGACCUAAGGAGGUAAAGCUAGGGGGAUGGGAGGAGGGAAGGACACUCUCGUGCUGCCCCUCUCUGAUCUGAAUCCAGUUAUUGGCCUGCACGCCAGCCCUGGGCUGCAGAGAAAACAGCUGGGCGGCCCUGGGAAGCCUGGGAGGGAUGCAGAGGAAGGGGGGGCCACACAGGCUGGGAGGGGCACUAGGGCUGCCGCCCCCACACAGUGACAGGCGCUUCCUUGCAAACCACCUGGCACAGGCACCCUGACAGUUUACAGUACUGUCUGUCUCUCCUUCUCUCUCUCACACACACACACACACACCCCCACACACACACACACCCCCACGCCCCAUCCACCGCCCGCUCUGAACAGGACCCCAGCGUUGGGGACGGGGCCAAGUCAGCCAGCUGCGGGCCCUGCCAACCCUCCCUCUCUUCUAGGACUGGGUUUUUCCAGCCGGAGUCUCACUCCCUCUACAGCAAUCUCGGGAAAUUGGAGACGACGCGGCUGCUCCUGAACAUUAUUUAUUUCUUUCCUCUUUCCCUCCCGCGGGGACCCUCCUGUUGGAAGGAGAGCUGCAGCACAGGACGGAGACAGGCAGGAAGAAGCAGAGAGGACUCGGUGACGCCCCCCUGAGCAGCCCCCGGCCCACUCCUCCAGCAGGGGCCAUGAGCACCAAGCAGGAAGCCAGGAGAGAUGAGGGAGAAGCCAGGACGAGGGGGCAGGAGGCACAGCUUCGAGACCGAGCCCACCUGAGCCAGCAGCGCCGGCUCAAACAGGCCACCCAGUUCCUGCACAAGGACUCGGCCGACCUGCUCCCGCUGGACAGCCUCAAGAGGCUCGGCACCUCCAAGGAUUUGCAGCCGCACAGUGUGAUCCAAAGACGCCUGGUAGAGGGAAACCCGAAUUGGCUUCAGGGGGAGUCUCCCCGGGUGCAGGCCCUGAUUCAUGGCCAGGAGAGCAGGAGGAGGACCAGCAGGACAGAGAUUCCAGCUCUUCUGGUCAACUGCAAGGGACUCACUGAUUCGGCACAAUCCCUCUUUCUCAGUGCCAGGACCUGCUGCUUAGAGUGGCCGUGGACACAGGCACCCAAUACAAUCGGAUCUCUGCUGGAUGUCUCAGCCGCCUGGGGUAAGAGUGGCCCAAAAAAGCAAAUGGGGGACAGGGUUUCUUUUUGGGCUGAUGAAAAUAUUCUCAGAUUAGAUAGUGACGACAGUUGCAUAUUUUAUCUCAAUAAAGCUGUUAUUUAACAAAAGAGUGGCUAGAAGACUCUGGCAGAGAAGGCAAGGAUUUAGACCCCACGUGAGGUCAGGGGUUGGAGGUGAACCCACAGUAGAGCGGGACGUCUGCUGAUUAAUGGGGUGAAGCCCACUGGGGGCUGUGGUAGCUAUAACCUUUGCUUCCCAACCACAGGUUAGAGAAGAAGGUCCUAAAAGCCUCAGCUGGGGACCUGGCCCCUGGGCCCCCAACCCAGGUGGAGCAGUUGGAGCUACAGCUGGGGCAGGAGACCGUGGUGUGCUCGGCACAGGUGGUGGGUAAGUCCCCCCUUCUGCAACAGCCCUGGUGCUCGCCUCUCACCUUUCUCUUCAGGGUGGGGCAAAGGCAGAGACUUUCAGUCCCUGCAGCACAAGGAGUCCCCAGAGAUGUUCUGACCAUCCCUCAUCUCCGUGCCAGUGCCCUCGGAUCUGGGGAUGGGGUGGGCAGAGAAGGAGCAAGGGCUGAGAGGAGGGCAGCAGUGACCGCUGGGAACCCUCAGCCUCUUCUGUUUUCAAAUGGUUCCUGCAGAUGUUGAGAGUCCUGAAUUCUGCCUGGGCCUGCAGACUCUGCUUUCUCUCAAGGUAAGGCACCCACACUCAGGGCCUGAUCCAAAGCACCGGGAAAAAGUAAUAGAAGGCAGAGGUGUGGAAGCCUGGACCAGGUUCUGAUGAGAGUGACUUAGAGAUUGGCAAUUGUCCCUUUGCUUCCUUAGAGGUUCCUUACUCACCACCCAGUGAAAAGUCAAGAGAACUGGGUCACCCCCUCCAACAGGAGUCAAGGGAAAUGGGGAUAAGGGGGAGAGCAAAAGGCAGGUGGAAGCUGUGGGAAGUGGGAGGCAAGUGACGGGCUGAGGUAAGCCCGCAUGACUGCUGUACACCCCACAGUGCUGCAUCGACCUGGAGCGCGGAGUGCUGCGGCUGAAAGCCCCGUUCUCAGAGCUGCCCUUCCUGCCUCUGUACCAAGAACCUGGCCAGUGACUGCUGUCUCAGUCAGUCCCCAGAGGGAAAGACCUUGCCUUAGCAGAAGAGGCGUGUGGGGAACGGGUGCUCUUGAAGCCAGGUAGCUGGGGACUCCGGUGUCUGCCCUUUCAAUCACCACCCUGAGCCCUGCUGUCCCAUUUCCCCCAGCCGGCCACAUUCCUCUCUGCUUCUCAGCAGCUGUCCUACUCCCCAGGGGGAGUUUUCACUAGAGCGCCCACGACGCCAGGUUUCUCAUUCAUUUCCCUCCAAGAAGAGCAAAGCCAAACCAGGACCACAGAUGGGAGGCUAAGCAAAAUGGGGUGCCUGCCUGGGCUGGGUCGAAGGCUCUGCUGACUGCUGUCCUUGCCCAGCACCCAAUUCCACCCCAAACGCAACUCAACUUCCCACACCACCAUGUCUCUCACCACACCUUCUGGGGCUCAGUAUCUCCCACAAUUACACUGCCACGCCUCACCAACCUGGGUCCCUGGACCUCCUGGUGUCUGUCUCUUGGAUUCUGUGCACAUCUGCACAGAUGUGGGGGAAGAAACAUGAGACAGAAUUCAAUACAACAAAGAGAUGGAGUUAGUAUAGGAAUGUCCAUCUCAUAAGGCUGAGAGCUUUCAUUAGUUAUUUUUCUGGGGCUGCAAAUGUCUGAAGCCAGUUAUUGUUUGAUUACCCUGUGCAAAACCUUGGACAUACUUCUGCUAUUAACACUAGGUAUUUAUCCUUCUCCACUUGCUUUUUGUACCCACCGAGCCCCUGAACUUUGGGGGUGUGUGUGGCAGAGCCUUGUAGAGAACUGCUCCUACGAGGCAGACAGGACAGUGAGGCUGUCACCACUCAGACUGAACCUAUUUAGCAUUCUUUCUGAUUUCUGGAACUACCCACCUCGUUAGGCCUUCUUCCCAUCCCCGUCUCCGGUCUCUUGAGCUUCAGCUCGCCUUGUCCUGGAAUCAGGGGCUUUCUAACCCCCGCCAGGCUUUGCCAAAGCAAAAAGACAGAGGGUUUUUCUUUUUUUUUUGAAGUUUGGGGUCUGUCAGGAGAGAGAGGCUUUUCUGAAUUCACUGUGAAGAGAAGAACCCGAAGCUUCAGACGCCAGACCGCUGAGAGUCUUUCUGGCUGGUGUGAGUCUCUCAAAUCAUGGAUUAGGAGUAAAGAAAGAGGCCGGGCGCAAUGACUCAUGCCUGUAAUCCCAGCGCUUUGGGAGGCUGAGGCGGGUGGAUGACUUAAUGUCAGGAGUUUGAGACCAGCCUGGGUAAUAUGGCAGAACCCCAUCUCUACUAAAAAAUACAAAAAUUAGCCAGGUAUGGUGGUGCUCACCUGUAAUCCCAGCUACUUGGAAGGCUGAAGCACAAGAUUGUUGUGAGCCAAGUUUGUGCCAUUGGACUCCAGCUUGGGCGAAGGAGUGAGACCCAAGGAGUCUCCAAAAAUAAACAAACAAACAGGGGGAGAGGAGGACAGUGGUAGAGCUAACCUGAACUGGGUGGGACCCUUGGGCUGAGACAGAGUCCUGAGCCUGGGGUAGACUGGGUUAGAGAAGAACCGGGGCCGGGCGCCGUGGCUCACGCCCUGUAAUCCCAGCACUUUGGGAGGCCGAGGCGGGCGAAUCACAAGGUCAGGAGGUCGAGACCACAGUGAAACCCCGUCUCUACUAAAAAUACAAAAAAGUAGCCGGGCGCAGUGGCGGGCCCCUGUAAUCCCAGCUACUCAGGAGGCUGAGGCAGCAGAAUGGCGUGAACCCGGGAGGUGGAGCUUGCAGUGAGCCGAGAUCGCAGCCUGGGCAACAGCACAGAGAAGAACCGGGAUGCGAGGAGCUGCUUGUGACACCUGGCCUGACCUUUCCCGGCUGCCUCCCCUGCCCUCAGAAGGAAAGGAGAGGGGCUCACUUAUCACGUGUGCCAUAGUACCUGGUCUCAGAAUCCUAAAAGCUUUCCUCUCCCUCACUGCCUUGCUCCACAAGGUCCGCUUUCCUGGGUCCUGUGCUGUGCCUUUCCUUGUCUGCGUCCUGCUGCUUCUGUAACUGCAGACCCCAGGCCCAGCGGCAAGCCCUCGGUUCAGCUGCUUCUCCAUUGGAAUAAACUCUUGUUUCUCUA